UAAGUGAUUGAAAAAAAGUUGAUUUGAAUGAACUUUUAGAUGAUUUUGGCUGAAUUAAAAAUUUACAAUGAUUUAGUUAAACAAUUCUAAAAUUCUUUCUUGAAAUAUAUUACAUCAAAAUACUCUUAAAAUCACUACAAAUUUCUUUAAAUCUAUUACUUAAUAUAUUUUCAAUUAUAGUAGAUAUAAAGUUUAUUUUAAAAUCACAAAUUUAGAAACACAAAAACUCACAAGAGUUUUCAAAAUUUAUGUUUGAAUAACUGAAGAUCUAUAAUUUUAAAUAUAAAAUCAAUUUUAUCCAAAUUGAAUGCACCCUCCCCCAAGGCUUGAAAAGCAGAACAAUAUAAUUGUUUUGACUUAAAUUCGAAUAACCAAAAAAUUAAAGAAAAUGAAAAUCCUACAAAACAAGGGGGCAUGGUAAAGGAAUAAAAAAACAAUUCGACAAGUAACUGCUAAAGAAACCGCAAAGUAAUUAGCGACUCCACGAAUCAAACUAACUUCUUCCUUCCUUCUACUACAUAACUCCCACUCUGUCUCAUUUUUUCUCUCUUUUCUUUGGACGAUGAAUAACAAUUUAGACUUGGAUCUCAAUUUGAAUCCCCCAUCGUCUCCCUCCAAUGUAACUCCCUCGAGUCACAACCAAGCCCCGAGAAGAAAACGCACUAGAAGAACCUCCAACAACGAAGCCACUUCUUCAUCCUCUUCAAGGCGUAAACCUGACCCUAAUGCUCCCUUAAUCACAGAACCAUGCAAAGUAUGUGGCAAAAAGUUCUGGUCUUCCAAGGCACUCCAUGGACACAUGAGAUCUCACCCUGAGCGUCAGUGGCGCGGCAUCAACCCUCCUCCUAACCACCAACCAACAGCACCACCGGUUUCUGUUACAGCGGAAGAAGGUCAAGUGUUGGCUAAUGCCUCCACGACCGGUUCAAGUGUAGGAGUUGGAGGACGGUUCGAGUGUGAAGGUUGUAAGAAAGUGUUUGAGUCACGUCAAGCGUUAGAUGGACAUAUAUGUUCCGCCAUUUUGAACUUAAACGUAGAUCCACCUCCUCCUUCUGCUCCUCAAGAGAUCGUUGAUGAAGAUGAUAAGAGUAAGAGUGUGAUGGUUGUGUCAGAGAUGAAUCAUCGGUGUGACAUCUGCUCGAAAGCGUUUUCUAGUGGUCAAGCUUUGGGUGGUCACAUGAGGCGUCAUUGGCAUAAGGAUCGAAAGGAGAAGAAACAAGCUUCGACUGGUAUCGAUCUCAAUGUUCCUGCGUCGACCAACUUGCCCGGUUCUUCUUCAGACACAUUGCCAGAGUCUUCUUUGGAUCUUAGGUUACGACUCUGACAUUAUAAUAUAUAUAAUGGGUAUUGGUUUCUUUCUCUUUACGAAACUCUCUAUUUUGUGUGUGCACGAUUUGUGUGAUGAAUUUAUACGAUUGGGGUAUUGUAAUAUUCUAUUUUAAACUUAUUUGUUGACGGUGAAAUUGCAUUAUAGGAUAUAUGUGUUUGGUAAUAUUCAAUAUAAAUGUCAAAGUUAGCUUUUUUUUUUAAGUCCAUCAGUUUUCAUAAUCGUUAGAUCUUUAUGUUUCUCUGUGUAAGAAAUGUUAUAUUCUUGUUAUGUUUUUUUUUUAACUGAAACUUCACCUUAUCGAAUGUUGUAUCCUAAUAUUUGCAUUACAAGAGAUAUGGAAAUGUAGAUUCACUAAAAAGCCAACUUUAUUUUCAAUCUAAUUUUUACAGAGUGCUCGUUACAGUUCCAUUUACAAAUAGUUGUUAUUGUUAGUGAAAUAAUGAGGGGAAUAUUAUUAAGUGAAAUAGAAAUGAGUUCAUAACAUGAGAGGAAUGUUUCUCUCCAACAUUAGUUAAUUUUGUUCUAAGAAAUUAGUUGUUUUUCAGUGAUUUUAGUUAAAAAUGAUGAAACCUUAGAGAAAUAUCUAAUUCUACGUACUAACUUGUAUAUUUGUAACCUUAAUUGUUAGGAUCUCAACGAAACUUUGUUAUGUUAGCUUUCUAAUUUUUCUCAAAAUACGGUCAUAAUAACUAAGCUUCAAUUAUGUUAUUCAGCGACAUAUAUUAAAAACGACAUAUAUAAAAAUAAAAUAUUUUGUUCGCUGCUAUAUUUGUAUAGUCCGAUUGCUGCUGGAGCAUCGUUGAGGUUGAUGCAGGCUGUGAGUAAUGGAGUUCCUAUGUCCCAUGUGCUCUCUUCUGGGCAGGAAAUUUCUGGCGUGCUUGUAAAAUUGAAGGGAAACUCCUCAAAGGUGGUUAGUAAGAAACCACCAAAGUGGCGAGAUGAAAACAAUCAUGUAGAAUUGUCAAGGCGCAAAUGUUACCCUGAAGAGGAAUGAACAUCUUCACAAGUUGUAUCACUGUUUUAGAAUUAUGUUUUUGUCUUUGCUAAAAAUAAUUUUUUUUUUUGCCUAAAUAGGUAUUUAUUUACUGUACACAUAUUUCUAUACAUCCGCAAAUAAAUACCUAUUUACCAAAAACAUAGUUUUUCUUAUGUAAAUCAGGAUUUUGUCUAACCACGUUAUAAUAUUUUUUGAACCCAAUGUAUAACAAAAUGACCCAAAUUUUUAUACUAGUAAUUAUACUAUUAACUGAAAAAAACGCUUAAAUAAAACAUUAUAAUUUCAUUGGCUGAUUAAUUUACAAUGGUGACUCAACCAAUUUUGCUUUAAGAUGUCCAGAACUCGUCAUUAAACCUCUCUAAACUUGCUGAAAUAGCUAAUGCAUGAUUAAUUUCUCUAAAAUAUUUUAACUACCAUUUUCUCAAUCUCGGGUUGUCUUAGUCUAUCAUAUGGUUAUUCUAAUCAAAAUUCGCUGGGUUGUUAUACUCUAAUUUCAGUUUGGUUUCCAACUCUUUUGUUAAAUCUUAUAUUGUAUGGUUUAAGUAAUAUAUGUCGUUUGUUACACAAAAUUACUUAAUAUGUAAUUCCAAUAUAAAAGUUACAUGUUCUAUGAAUUAUGGAUUAUAGUUUAUGUUUAUAGACGUUUAGAUUUAUUUUAGGGUCUAGUGUCAAUGUAUGAAGGUCAGAAUAUCGGAUAGGUUUCGAUAUCUCUUAAAUCACCUGAGUAAAUCUUUUUCAAAAAGAGAAUACGCCAAAUAAAUAUAUCCCUCAGAGGAAGUGUUUUUCCCCUUAAUAGAAAAUAUUUUAGCAAAAAAAGAAAGAAAGUGUUUUUCCCUUUGAGAAGACACUCUCAACAAUUCUUUAUGUGUAUUUUCUUUGUAACACAACAUUAAAAAUUAAUACAAAACUUAAUAAAAUCAAAAUAUUAUUAUAAUAGUGGUUAGUUUUUGAGCCUGUUGAUGCUCUUAAUUUGGGCCUUGUUCUGUUGUAGGUAUGGUCCAUCUAGAUGUCUUAUUUAGAUGUUUUAUUUGGUGUUGUUCGUUUCUAUAUUUCGUCUAUGCAUUCAAAUGAAUCAUCUUAAUGCAACUAUGUCCGUUCGCUCUUUAUUUUAACUUUCAUAUACACCCAGAAGGUCUUUUUAAUAAACUGACUAAAAUAGACUUGUUUUUAUAUUUUUGUGGGUUUGACGGAAAAAUCCGUUUUACGGUUUUGGCCGAAAAGUGGGCUUUUGUGGUUUUGGACGAAAAAGUGUGUUUUUGCAUUUUUGAAUGAAAAGAGCAUUUUUACAAUUUUGACGGAAAUGUGCAUUUUACGGGUUUGAACGAAAAGUGCAUUUUUACAGUUUUGGCGGAAAAGUCCAUUUUUACGGUUUUGGCCGAAAAAUGCAUUUUUGUGCGUUUGACAGAAAAUGUGUGUUUUGUGGUUUUGGCGGGAAAUGCCUUUUUGCGGUUUUGGCAGGAAAUGCCUUUUUGUGGUUUUGGUGGGAAAAUAAUUUUUUGACGAAAAAGUGUGGUUCACUAUUUUGGUGGGAAAAUAAUUUUUUUGUAGUUUUGGCGGGAAAAUGCGUUUUUGCAAUUUUAGUGGGAAAAUCCAGUUUUCAAUUAUUGUGGGUUUUUAGGUUUUGCCAGGAAAGUGAAUUUUACCGUUUUGGUGGGAAAGUACAUUUUUACGAUUUUGAAGGAAAAGUGCAUUUUUACAGUUUUGUCUAAGAGGUUCGGUUUUACGUUUUUUGAGGAAAAAUGCAUUUUGCGGUUUUGGCGGAAAAGUGUGUUUUGCGGUUUUGGUGGGAAAAUGUGUUUUUCACUUUUGAUGGAAAAAUGUUUCUGCGGUGUUCAAAAAAAAAGGAAAAAUGUUUCUGCAAAAAAAUAGGAUUUUUGGUUUGAAAAGAUUAUUUUUAUUUUAAAACAUUAUUUUCGUCAUUUAUCAUUUUAGACUGAACUAGAUAUAUCUGCAUUUAGAUGCACCAUGAAAACUCAUCCUCACUUGGAUGAAAAUUUGAGAUAAAAUUUAAAAAAUCUCAAAAACUUGUAAUGUAUUAAACGAACAUUGAUUUUAAUCUUCAUCCAGAUGGAACACUUGGACGACGAGCAAACAAACAUCAUCUUGCUAGUCUGAAUUUAAGUUUAUUAUUCCUGUGUCUAACAUUCUCUUACAAUUGCUGGAUAAUGUUUUUUAUAUAGAUAUAUCAAAUUGAACAAUUGAUCGAUUCCGAAGAAACCCAAUCACUACUUAAAUUCGUUUGGGAUCCAGGUAAUCAUGUUCCCUUUUGGAGAAUUCUUUUGGAGAACUCGUUCCUCUACACAUAUAAAUGUUUUUUUAAUUAUUUUAUCUAUACUAUUAAAAUAGAACUAGAAAUUUAUCCGCGCAUCCGUGCGGGUAUUAUUGGUUCUUAGAUUUUUAUACAUUGAUAUUUGUUUUUCAUAAUUAGUAUUAUAUAUUUUAGAUGAGUCGUAAUAUAACUAAUUGUAUUCAAAAGAUCUGAAUCGAAUCGGGUAAUAUAGUUAUUUUUUGGUAAAAAUAUCAGAAUCCGUUUCAAAUAUAUUUAUUAUUUAGAUAUUUUUAGGUUUUUAUACAUCAGAACCAAACUCAUCCAGACCAGAAAGUCUCAAGUCAAAACCCACACAUAAAUUUAUAAUAUUCAAGCAUGGCCUAAUUUCAAAAAAAAAAACAAUACCCAAGAACAACCGUACCUAAAUGGAUAACCAAUGUUCAUGCCUAACUGAUUUUAUAAACUAAUAAAAAAGACUUUUUCUUUGUGUUUGGCUACAUUAAGUGAAAUAUAAAGAUUUUUUUAUUUAGUAAAAUAAUUAUAUGGAACGAAAAAUAAAGUUAAAAUAAAUGUAACAUUUUUAUUAUUUUGAUUUAAGUUAUUAUUUUAUUUACAAAACAUGUCUUUGAAUUAUGUUUCUGGCUACGUAAGUUUCCACCGAUUGAAACUAAAAUUUUUUUUUAGUAAAACAAACUAAACCGAAUUAUUAACCAUAUGCAAAACCCAUUUAUUUUAUAUUUUUGAUGUUAUAAUUGGCACAAAGUUAAUGUUGAUUAACUUAUAAAUAAAAACCGGCACUAUAUUAUUAUGGUAAUAUAAUUAAUGAUGUGAUGUAUUAUUAAGGUAUUAUAAUUAAUAAGUGAAAUAUAAAAAGACAAUUAAUGUAAUUAUAGUAAUGAAAUUACUAAAAAGACACUAUACUUCUUUUUUAUACUACUAUCAAUGUUUCCAGACAAUUAUCAUUUAUACUGCUAUCCAUGUUUCUAAGCGGUACUAAAAAAUAUUUCAGUUUUAAUAAUAUAUAAAUCUUUUUUUUAGAUUCCUUUGAACUUUGAAAGUAUUUACAACUGUGUCAUUAUCAUUUAAUUUUAAGAAAUCAAUUUAAAACAAAAUAUGCCAAGAAAUAUAUGGAAGCCAAAUAUUGUAAUAUAAUUUUAUUAUCUAAAGUAUAAUAUAAAAAAAUCUCCUAGGAUAACUCUUUUUAGUUUAUUUUCACAAAAAUAGCUCUUAAGAAGAAAAUUGAUCAAAAGAAGUUUUAUUAAAGUGUAAAUAAACCUUUAUACUUUAGGGUUAGCUAAUCUAGACUUAGUGUUUAUAAUUAAGGGGUGGGGGUUUUUGAUGAUGUAGUUUUAAAUUUUAAAAAAUAAAAAUUAUAAAAUAAAAAUAGGCCAUUUUGGUUAUUUUUUCGUUCUCGAUGAUAUGUGACAAAAAUUAAAAAAAAACUAUUUGAGAGAACUGUAGAGAAAUUUCCUACGAUAGUCCUUUUUAGUUUAUUUUUACAAAAAUAGCUUUUAAUAAGAAAAUGACCGAAAUAAGUUUUAUUAAAGUGUAAAUAUACAUUUAUACCAUAGGAUUAACUAAUCUAGACUUAGAGUUUAAAGUUAAAUGGUGGAGUUUUGAUGAUGGAGUUCAAAUUUUUUUAAAAAGAAAAUUUAAAACUUUCAAAAUAAAAAGAACAAUUUUAGUUAAUUUUCUCUUCAAAGACUAUCUUUGCGACAAAAACUAAAAGAAACUAUUGAAAGAUUGCCCUAUAAUAUAUCUUAGUGUUUUAACGUGAAUCAUAUGCUCUUUUUUUGUUUACAAAGAACGUGAGUCUUAUGUAUGGCACACCUUAUUCAUGUUUACGUACAUGUAUUAUUACACAAUUUUAUAU
This is a messenger RNA of Brassica rapa (field mustard), 6469 nucleotides long. Its product is annotated as zinc finger protein ZAT2. The record is from RefSeq and is a predicted model, not a curated record. Lineage: Eukaryota; Viridiplantae; Streptophyta; Magnoliopsida; Brassicales; Brassicaceae.